Lucilia cuprina (Australian sheep blowfly) is the source of this 377-nucleotide messenger RNA. Its product is annotated as male accessory gland serine protease inhibitor-like. The record is from RefSeq and is a predicted model, not a curated record. NCBI's taxonomy places the organism in Eukaryota, Metazoa, Arthropoda, Insecta, Diptera, Calliphoridae. Bases 49 to 306 code for a protein of 85 amino acids. The transcript has 2 exons. Gene Ontology annotation, molecular function: serine-type endopeptidase inhibitor activity.
UUUAUUCAACAUUUUUAAACAGUUUGCUAAAGUUUAUUUAAAAUUAACAUGAAAUUAACACUAAUUUUGUCUCUACUUGUAAUAGCAUUGGUAGCUUGCACCUCGGCUUGUCGUGGAAGUCCACGUAGUCCCUCUUGUAUAGGUGAACGUAAUACCGGACGUACUUGUCGUGGCUGUAGAAGAAGUAUAAUGUGGUGGUAUGACCCGCGUACUAAUCAAUGUCGUCUUUUACCAUAUUUGGGUUCGGGGGGUAAUAACAAUCGUUGGUGCACCCGGUCAAUUUGUAAUCAGAGGUGUCGCCGUUAAAUAAAUAAAAUGUUAUUAAUUUAAACAGAUUUUCAAAUAAAGAAGUUUUGUCUAACAUAUUGCUUUUAAAA